AUGCUUUUCAAGUCCUAUCGCCUGCUGCUCCGCAGCUCCCCGGAUCUCACCUCGAUGGCCAAUCCCUCCGACUCUUCCAUGUCCUCGGCCUUGUUUGACGCCAUGAACAAUCACUCCUCGCACCCCGACUUCGGUCACCUCAUUCUGCUGGUCUUUGAGGCCGUCCUGGAAGUCGUCUGCGUCAGUUUACCGGGCUACAUUAUCGCCCGCCAGGGCAUGUUCGACGCCAAUGCCCAGAAGUUCAUCGCCAAUCUCAACGUCCAGCUCUUCACGCCGUGUCUUAUCUUCACCAAGCUCGCCUCGCAGCUGACCGCUGAGAAGCUCAUCGACCUUGCUAUCAUUCCCGCCAUCUUCGUCGUCCAGACACUCGUGUCAUGGGCCUCCGCCCUCAUCGUCGCCCGCCUGUUUGGCUUCAAGAAACAAAGGCCGAAGAACUUUAUUACCGCCAUGGCUGUCUUCGGCAACUCCAACUCGCUGCCUAUUUCACUUGUCCUUUCGCUUUCCAAGACAAUUUCAGGCCUCCACUGGAGCGAGGUUCCCGGAGACAAUGACGACGAGGUUGGCGCGCGUGGUAUUUUGUACCUUUUGAUCUUCCAGCAGCUGGGACAGCUCGUUCGUUGGAGUUGGGGCUAUCAGGUCCUCCUCAAGCCCGCCAGCGAAUACCCUGACGAAGAUGCGGGAGUGAACGCCGCCUUGGAGCGGGGUGACUUCGAUGACGCCAGCUCCAUUGAGCGCCGCAACCUUCUCGACGAAGACGAGGAUGAGGACGACGACAGCGAACUUCGCUCUGCCAGCCCCGUUCCUGAGUCUUCCUUCGCCUCGGGUGCCAUCACCCCUGUGAACGAUAACCAGCGUACCAGCGGCGAUGUCUCUCGUGCUUCGUCUACGUCGAACCUGACAAAGAGAUAUGCCAGGGAUGAGGCCAAUGGCAAGCUUAGUGCCACCCCCACGAACGGCAACGUUGUCACUGCUGGCCCGGGCAACCUGGUCGCCCACAGCGCAGAAAGCGAAAGCGCAAAUGAGCCUGAGCCGGAGAUUCCGAAGGGCUACAAGGGUUGGCCAAGGCGUUCGAAGCUCUGGAUCAAGCAAAAGCUGUGCUCCGCUGGCAAGUCGAUCCGUGCUACUUCUUGCAAGGCUUUCCGCGCUCUUCCCCAGCCUGUGCAGACGGCAUUCUCCAAGAUUGGUUCCGGCAUCCGGAGGUUCAUGGACGGCGUCUGGGACUUCAUGAACCCGCCGCUCUGGGCCAUGCUUGCCGCUCUCAUCGUCGCUUCGGUUCCUGCGCUUCAACACCUCUUCUUCGACGAAGGCACUUUUGUGAAUACCUCGGUCACCCGGGCAGUCAAGCAGUCGGGUGGAGUUGCCGUUCCUCUGAUUCUUGUCGUCCUUGGCGCCAAUCUUGCGCGAAACACUCUGCCCGAGGCCAGUGCUCAGGAUCUCGAGGAUGCCAAGGAUGAGAAGAAGCUGCUUUACGCGUCGCUCAUCAGCCGUAUGCUCCUGCCGACCAUCAUCAUGGCGCCCUUCCUGGCGCUGCUUGCCCGCUACGCUCCCGUCAGCAUCAUUGGCGACCCUAUCUUCAUGAUCGUUUGCUUCUUGCUCAGCGGUGCUCCCAGCGCGCUGCAGUUGGCUCAGAUCUGCCAGCUCAACAACGUUUACAUGGGCGCAAUGAGCAACCUCCUUUUCCAGAGCUACGUGGUUUGGAUUCUCCCGUCUACGCUAGUGCUCGUCAUGCUUGCGCUGGAGACUGUCGAAUGGUCUACUGGCGCUUAA
Molecule: messenger RNA, 1767 nt
Organism: Lasiodiplodia theobromae
Lineage: Eukaryota; Fungi; Ascomycota; Dothideomycetes; Botryosphaeriales; Botryosphaeriaceae
Product: Auxin efflux carrier protein
Exons: 2
Coding region: 1-1767 (588 amino acids)
Biological process (GO): transmembrane transport
Cellular component (GO): endoplasmic reticulum; membrane
Source: RefSeq, a predicted model, not a curated record